GUUAUAAUUUCAUUUCUAUUGAGAAAUACAAAUGAAAAUGAAGAUAGUCCCAUUUUAAAAUUUUAUCUAAAAUUCUUAAAAAUGGUUUGUAGAAUUUCUUUGUGGAUUUUUGGUAUCAAUAAAAUAGAAAGUCAUUAUUUAUGUGAUAAGGAAUGGCCAAAAAAUAUAGUAUCAAAUCAUGUAUCUGCUUUAGAUCCUUUUUAUUUUAUAAGUGAACAUGCUUGUAGUUUUGUUGCAAAAAAAUCAUUAAGAAAAGAUAGAUUUAUAGGAGCUAGUGUUCUAGCUUUAAAAUGUGUAUUUGUUUAUAGAGAAAAAUUAGAAGAUAGAAAAAAAGCAUUAGAAAGUAUCAAGGAAAGGCAAUUACUAGUAAAUGAUAAAAAAAACAAUUAUCCUUCAUUUGUUAUUUUUUCUGAAGGGACUACAUCAAAUGGAAUGCAAAUAAUUGAACAGAAAAAAGGAGCUUUUUUUUCAUUGCUUCCAAUAACACCAGUCUUAUUAGUUUAUGAUUAUGAUAUUUUUAAUCCAUCUUAUGAUAUUCUACCAUUUACUUGGUGGGUUUUUUUAUCAGCAGCAAAUUAUCAAAGUAUGGAAUUAAGGACUUAUUGGUUGCCAAAAGUUUACCCUCCAGAUGAACCAGAACAUGCUAACUUAACAGAAGAAGAAAAAAUAAAUAUAUUUCAUGAUAAAGUAUCUAAAAUAAUGUUUCAAAAUAUGAAGAAAUACAAUCCAAAAGCUCCCCAAGAUAUAGAUGAUUAUAAUGAUUGGCCAGGAUCCUUACGAUUAAAAGUAGACUAUUUUCAAACCGCUUUAGGUAAAGUAGCAACUAAACAAUUAAAUAAAGAGAAAAAUUUAAGUGAAAAGUAA
Plasmodium gallinaceum is the source of this 864-nucleotide messenger RNA. RefSeq names its product phospholipid or glycerol acyltransferase, putative. The annotation marks the transcript as partial. The transcript has 2 exons. Lineage: Eukaryota; Apicomplexa; Aconoidasida; Haemosporida; Plasmodiidae. The record is from RefSeq and is a predicted model, not a curated record.